This is a messenger RNA of Vespula pensylvanica (western yellowjacket), 913 nucleotides long. RefSeq lists its product as uncharacterized. NCBI's taxonomy places the organism in Eukaryota, Metazoa, Arthropoda, Insecta, Hymenoptera, Vespidae. The transcript is spliced from 3 exons. The record is from RefSeq and is a predicted model, not a curated record. Gene Ontology annotation, molecular function: protein binding. Bases 106 to 888 code for a protein of 260 amino acids.
UUUAUCUGUGUCGAAGAAUUUCAUUAUCGUGAUAUUACAAUAAAUAUCUUUUUUUUAUCGUUUCACUUCGUAAUUCGUUUGUUUAAAAAAAAAAAAUGUUAAACAAUGGAGAGAUCCGAUUGGUCGUUGGAUGUCAAUGAGUCUAAAAAUGACAACGACAAUAAUUGGUCGACGUUUAAUUUGGCCAGUGAUAAUCAAUUGGAACGUGAAAAAAAUAAUAAAGUUGACAAUACGUCAAGAUCAACAUUUUUCAAUAAUAACGUUCGAUCGUUUGGCGAUUAUGUUGAAAAACACGAUUGGGUGGAAUGCAAAUCCAAAAGCAUUCCAGGUAAAACGUAUUAUUUUAAUUUAAGAAGUGGUUGUAGUACCUGGUAUAGACCGAUAUCACGUUACAUUGAUAUUCCAUAUUAUCCAGAAAGGGUGAGUUUAAACAAAGUACAAUGUUAUCUCUCGAGUCCAUCGUUAAUGAUAUCGGAUAGAAAAGACACGUCGUCGAGAAGGAUAAAGAAGAUACGUGACCGAACAGAAACGACGAAAAUAGUUUCCAACGAUUCGAAGGAUAAUAAAAUGUUAAUGAGAAAACCGGAAAGAAUUAUUUGCAAUAUGUACGGUGUGACCACGGUGAAUUACGACGAAGUUAGCGAACUUCCGCCAAAUGUGAAAAGAUCUAAUCUGAGUGACUCAACUAGCAUAGUAUCCUCCUCGACUACGGAAGAAAAUCGGUCUCGGUCGUCGAUCCUCGAGUGCUUCCUCGGCCAUGACGAUUUAUACGACAACAUUCUACCGCCAAAACUGAGCGAUUCAAAUUCUAGCACGUCUUCGUCCUCACGGACGUGCGAUACAUGUAGCUCUUGUAGUUGUACUCAAUCUGAUUCUACCCAAGGAUAGAUCGAUUCUUUUAUAUAUAUAUAUA